Symbiodinium necroappetens is the source of this 3015-nucleotide messenger RNA. The record is from the annotation of a GenBank genome assembly. NCBI's taxonomy places the organism in Eukaryota, Dinophyceae, Suessiales, Symbiodiniaceae.
AUGCCCAUCGCCCGCUCGAGAGUUCCGCUGCUGCUGGCCUUGGGCCUCGGCGGGCUCGCGGCACCCAGCUGCCGGAACCCGCUGUUCCCGGUCCACUGGUCCAGGGAAUGCAGCCGCAUGUGCCCAAGCCUUCUCAACGGGGACACAGCGGUAUCUAACAACUUGACUGCUUGCCCCCACUGGAAUGGUCUGGCAAGCUGUUGUAGCACAUCCCUGGAGCCUGCGCAGCAUCGUGCCUUUGACCACUGGAAACUGUCGCUGGGACAAAUCAUCGUGAGCUGGAGAAACUAUGCAGCUGGAAUGGCCAUGCGACAGUUCACCAAAGUUUAUCAGUACUCAGGUGCUGAGAUGCAGGCGCUGUUCGAUGAAGCACUGGCAUCAGUGCAGCACAGCACAACCGUUUUCGCCCCAUGCCUUUCUGCCAUGUUGCAGUAUGCUGCUGGCAUGAUUUGCUUCAUGUGCGAUCCGCAAUGGGAAACUUAUCUCUACAAGGCAGAUCAAUCCGCAGAGGAGACUGCGGAGAAGGAGCAGUAUUUGGAAGGUGCCAGCUACGAUGCUGUGGCAGUGGGCUCCGGCGCCUGCGUAAAGCUUUGGGCCGGCUGUGCGGCUUUCUCAGCGGCGGCGCGCGACGCCUGGGAGAAGGUCUUGCAGUGCCCACUCGCCAAGCAGAUAGAGCAGCCUCUUCCGGAUCUUCCACCUUUCUUCUCCAAGCCGGAGCUCUGCGAGUGGGCUCGGGCUGCCAUCGCACAGCAGCCUCUGGCUGAGACAUCCCGCAGCUUACCCCAGCAGCGACUUCCAGAAUUACCUUCUGAUGCUACCACCACAAGUAUUUCCUCCGAUGAAGAGAGUCAGAACAGGGAGAAGGAGGUGGACGAGCGCAUCCUGGGAGAGGCACAUGAGGACAACGCUGACAAAGGUGACGAUCCGUCAAGCAGAACCAGCUCGCCCUAUGCGUGGGGUCAGUGGUUUCUGGUGGCAGCCUUCCAGGAGCCUGACGAGGUUCUGGUUGCCAAAGCACCAGGCGAAGUCGGAGCCUCCCUUACCUUCGACGAAAACUUGGGUGGAGGGGAGCUUGGGCGCGUAGUCUGCGUCGCCGCGACGAGUGUCGGUCAUGGAACUCCAGCGGAGCUCUACACGGCUUCAGUGUCAGAAGAAGACUUGACGCUGGAGACUAUCGUCCGCUACAAGUACAAGAUGAUGGAAGGCAAGAUCAUCCUUUCGGCCGCGGUAGACGUCUGGCCGGCUCCAGCAGCCAAGAGGAGGGUCGUUGGCAUGGUUGCUUUUGGCGGAUAUUUGGUUGUGGCAGAUGACGAGGGACACAUCUCCCGCUUGGUUGCAGCGACGAUGGCCGAGGGAGAGAGGUCAGAUGGCAAACAGCUCUACGCAACGCCGAUUGCGAGUGACGAGAAACACCAGAACAUUACCGGCCUAGCUGUCGGCGAGGGCGGACGGACUCUCUACUGGUCCACGGCUACAGACAUCUUCGUGGGUCCGAGCGAUGGAAGCGGCGGUCAUCGCGCGAUCUUCGGACAGGAGCAGCUGCAGAAGUUGGGAGGUAGCACCUCUUCGAUCGCAUACUUGGCAGCGGAUCCUUUAGACGAGCUCCUCUUUUUCGUUGUGCACGAAGGUGCCACCUCUCAGAGUUGUCGAGUCAGCCGGCUGCUUUUGCCACCGCGCAGCGGCAGUGUGGUCACGACCGUCUUCGAGUGGCCUGUAGAGAAACUGUGGCUCAGUGCCCACUCGCAAGUUCUCUAUGUCGCGUCCGAGCACAGCCUGUACUCGCUCCCAGUCAACUUCUCGGCGUCUGUGGCACCCCACCCCGUCUUCAAAGACCAGCAGAAAGUGUUGACCAGUUUCCACAGCUUCCACGUCCGUGGCACGGAUUGUGUGCUUGGAGACUGGCAAGAGCAGGGUAAUUGUACGAAGACAUGUGGCGGCGGCGUGCAGAAGCUUAUUCGGCCCAUCCUCACCCCAGCCUCUGGUGGUGGUCGGCCGUGCUCGAAGCAACAGAUCCGGCACAAGGAAUGCUUCGACCAGCCAUGCCCGGAGCGUGCCACGGACUGCCUCAUGGGCCAGUGGAUCAACAUGGCUGUGUGCUCGGCCACUUGUGGUUAUGGCAAGCUGCACCAGAGGAGGUCUGUCCUGCGUCCUGCGGCUGACGGGGGAGCUGCAUGCCCAGAAGAGCAGGAACGAAGUGUGGAUUGCGUCCGGGCAGAGUGUGGCGGCUACGAUUUUCUGGUGGCAGCAAUGCCGGGCCAUGGGCUGUCUCUCGUCCUGCAGACACGCUCGCUGAACCUCGGCUCCGACUCGGCCGACUCCGAAACUCUCAUGGCUUUCGAUUCUGACAACCGCUUCCUUUACUUGGCAUCCAGUGGAGGACACAGCGUCACCCGCUGGUCUGUCAGUGUCGGCGAUGGCCACGUCAUGAGUUUCUAUGCGAAGGAGGUGGUCUUUACCUCGAAGGCACACGGCACAACGCCCACCAUCAUCGACCUGAAGAUCCAAGCUGCUGCGCUGUUCGUCGCCACAUCGGACGAGAAGAUCUUGCGAAUAGAUGAGGAUGCUCUGCUGACCUCCAACGAGAAGGCUCCGUUGGUGCAGGUGCUCUACAAGGACUUGGGGCGGCUUCGCAGCCUGGCUGCUGCUGGGACCUACCUUCUCUGGGCAACCAGCAACGAGGUGAUGCUGGGAACAGUGGAUGGACCGGCACCUCUUGUAGCAGAGCGACCAGUUCUGAAUCAGAAGUCCUUAGAGGACUUGGUCGGCUCGUCCUCCGAGGUGGUGCAGGUGGAGUUGCUUUGGGACGCCAGCUGUUUUUUCUUGGCAGCCUGGGAUGUCACAAAGGAGACAUUGUCCAUCUUCCAGGUUUCUAUCACUUUAGACAGCUUCGCCGCUGCCGUGGUUGAACAUCAGCAACUCCGACAGCUACGGCACACGUGGUCGAGCCGAGGUGUGAGACACUCGGCGCAACCUCAGUCCUUCCGACGUUUAGGAAGAAGCUCGUUGGUCACAUGA